Molecule: messenger RNA, 3913 nt
Organism: Zootoca vivipara (common lizard)
Lineage: Eukaryota; Metazoa; Chordata; Lepidosauria; Squamata; Lacertidae
Gene: PRRX2
Product: paired related homeobox 2
Biological process (GO): regulation of transcription by RNA polymerase II
Cellular component (GO): nucleus
Molecular function (GO): RNA polymerase II cis-regulatory region sequence-specific DNA binding; DNA-binding transcription factor activity, RNA polymerase II-specific
Source: RefSeq, a predicted model, not a curated record
GAUCGCUCGCAGUCUUCUGGGUUUGUGGGUGCUGGGUGCUGGUGAGCCAGGGUGGGUGGGGGGUCAGCAGGCGCUCUGGAGCCCCCCACCUCCGCGAUGGACGCUGUGGCAGCCUUCGGCAUGGAUAAACAAUUUGCCCCGAACCCGGUGCGGAUUUUGGACCCUCCGGACAACCCCCAGGCUCGGAAAAACUUCAGCGUCAGCCACCUCCUGGAUUUGGAGGAAGUUGCCGCCGGCAUGAAUGGGGCAGCCAAGGAAUCCGGCGCAGAGGCGAGGGAGAGCGGCAAGGGCGGGCCGGACCCCUCUGGGGGCAGCAGCGGGAGCGAAGGAGGAGGCGCCCUUCGGGAAGGUGAGAGCUUGAAUGCAUCCCGCACCUCCACCAAGCGGAAGAAGAAGCAGAGGAGAAACCGCACCACAUUCAACAGCAGCCAGCUCCAGGCUCUGGAGAGGGUCUUUGAGAGGACGCACUACCCUGAUGCCUUUGUCCGGGAGGAGUUGGCACGGAGGGUCAGCCUUAGCGAGGCCAGAGUGCAGGUAUGGUUUCAGAACCGGAGAGCCAAAUUUCGCCGAAAUGAGAGGGCCAUGCUUGCCAACAGAUCGGCAUCACUCCUCAAAUCCUACAGCCAAGAUGCAGCCAUUGAACAACCCAUGGCCCCCCGUGCAACCAACCUGAGCCCAGACUAUCUCUCCUGGUCAACAACAUCCCAAUACAGCAACACAGUGCCUUCGUACACUUCUAGCAGCCCCACCACGCCCACCCAAGGGGUCAACAUGGCCAACAGCAUUGCCAGCUUACGCCUCAAAGCCAAAGAGUUCAGCCUUCAUCAGAACCAGGUGCCCACUGUGAACUGACCACGGGAUCGUGCCGAAGAGGCAAGCCUGCCUCAUGUUCCCCUGCAGCCAGGAUCUCCACCCCUGCCUGCUUCAAAGUCCAGCCCUGCUGGGCAGCCGAGACCUUGAUGAUUCUUGCUCCAGCAACACCAACACCUUCAUACGUUGUCUGUCUCUCUUACGUCCUCUCCUUUGUCUCUUUCACGUCCUCUCUGGAAGACAGACGUUCACAAUGUCUUUCUUUCCCCCCAAAUUAAAUAAAGGACAGACAGAGGGCCAUGUUAACUCUUUGAGAAGAAAGAAGUCAAAUUCAUUGGCUUUGAGGAACGAAGGAAUGGGACACUCUGGCAGGGUUUGAUUUUAGCAGAUUGGGUGGCCAAGAGCAACUAUGAAACCCUCCAGAGGCGAUGUGAGUAAAGCCAAAUCACCCUGCAGUUACUUAACCCUUUGUUUUCUCAGCAGAUCAAAAGUUCAGAGCUGUUCACCUGCAGUUUUGAAAGAGAAGAACUUUACCUCCUGAGAACUUGAUGAAAGUUUCUGAACCCCGCUGUACCUGUAUUCACUCAUCCAGCCCCACAUGGUACAAGUGUACAUUUUUGGGGUAUACAACAACUCAACGUUGCUGUAACAGAGAAGCUGCAUUUUUCAUUCUUGCUCAAAUGCGCACACCCCAUUCCUUUAAAAACACCCUCUGGGAAAUAAGAGAGGAACUCACAAUAACUUAGAGUGGUCCUGUAAGAGAUUAUCAGAUACCCUGCUUACUCUGCUGGUUUCCAGAGAGGUUGUGCACCAUUUGAGGGUCAUGCCCUUUGGCUUUCAAAAACUGGUGUGUGUGUGUGUCUUUCUCUUUAGGAUGAGCAGGGCAUUGGGUUGAUGGGAUGUUGAGUCCCAGGGAGGGACAGGACUCAGAGGCAGGGAGUGCUGAAUGGAUUGGAUGCCCCAAGACACAAGACUGUCAUUCAACCUCUGGAGGCAUAAGCACCCCCAAAGCUCUCAUCACAAACAAUGAAGCCCCUGGAGCCGUCUGUCAGCAGCCUACAGCCACUCUGCCCCAAUCCAGGAAGAGAGAAUUGAGCCAACACAAAGUAAACAAUAGCAGAACCAGCCUAACCUAACAAUGUGUGAGAAGGGGAAGAUGUGUUACAUCAGGCAAUGGGAGGGAGAGGAAAACUGAAUAUAAACAAGCAUGCAGAUAGCCAUUUUUUUAAUUAAAAAAAUUGUUCAGUGAUGUGUAUUUGAAAUAAGGAAAUCUAAAAUAUAAAGAAACAUUCAAACACAUUGUGGUGUAUGGUACUCCCUGCCCCACCCCCCUUUAACUGUUAAACUCAGUUGGUAGACCUUGAUAGUGCCUGGCGUGCUCUGGUCCAUGGGGUCACGAAGAGUCGGACACGACUAAACGACUAAACAACAACAACAACAACAGACCUUGAUAAUUUCAAAUUACUUAAGGAUGCUCAGGUGGAAUUAUCAUCCAAACUAUUAUUAUGUAUGUAGGGGAGAAGCCACCUGAUAAACCCAGGAAAUUUUUGAAUGUCAGAAUCUAUUUGGGAUACAGAUGUAAAUUGAGAAGCCCCUAUUUUCACCUGAGGAAUGUUGGAGGGUAUGCCAUUCCUUUUGUGAUUUCCAGAAAAACCUCUUUAGGACUGGUCUAUACAAUCAACCAGUGGUUUAACAGUCAAUCCAUCUUUGACACUUUAAAGUGGUAUAAUACUGCUUCAAAUGCAUAGAGAAUGUGGGGCCUUAGACUAGAGUGUACCUGUUUGCCACAGAAAAGCUGUCUGUCCUCUAUGCUGCUUGCUGGUGGCAGUGGUUUGUGGCUACAAGCUAUAGCUCCCAGUUUGCUUUGCUGGGGGCUGGUGAAAGCUGUGGCUGCUUAGAGUGGUCUCAUAGUGCUUUCAAUGUAUGGUGUGGAUUUGGCCUCGGUCAUCCUUAAUAAACAAAGACACUUGUGGCUGACAUGGUAUGUAUGCCGUGUGGUUGUAAGAGUGGCUACAGGAUGUGCAGAACAGGGGAGUUGGUGAGAGGUGAUAGGAACCUCUGAAAUGUAGAAGGGUCAUAGCAGUGCGCUGCCAAUGACCUGUAUUAUAAACUAUUCCAGGAUGAACACAGCUCCACCUCUCUCUCACUUAGCUUAUCUCCCCAAUCCACCUUUUCCCGGAGGCCUCUGGCACAUCUUUUUACAGUCAUCCUUUCUGAUGACCAGCCUCUCUCCCUCACCUCAUUCCUGCAAAUCACAGGUGGAGUCCCCAUUGCACAUGCCACCCUGCUUUCCAAUCAGCCUCUACCCUUGUCACCUCACAGCCAAUCACCUCUGGCUUGGGUGGUGAGUGAGAAACAGUGUGACCCUCAACAGGAGAUACAGAAAAGCAGAGGAGGGAUGGAUCAAAUCAACUCUCCUUUGUACCAUUUCGUACCCCAUCCAUAUGCCGAUUUGCUGGCUUGGGGAAUUUGGGACUCUGCGUGUCAGAGAGAAGCUGUGAUGACUUGAGGGUUUUUGUGAAGGUUCCAGCUUUUUCGUAGCAAUUGGAGACUAUGGAAUUGUGUAUAAGGAGGAGAUGCAGGUUGUUCCUCCAAAGAAUUUGAACAGAAUCUCCUGCCAGUGAAGGGAGAGGAGAAAUUUCACUGCCUACAGAAGCCUAAGUAAGGGGCAAGAGAUAUUGAGGAGUUUGAGCUUUGCAAAUUCUGGUUGGUAAUGAGCUGAUUCUUCCAGACUUCUAGACUCAAGAAAAUGUUCACAAAUGAAAUAAUGAAAAGUCAAAUUUUCAUUUGGAUUUUUUUUUAAAGAAAAAAACCAGGUGGGGGAAAAAGGGGGAAUGGAAGAGAUUUGCAAAGCAGCACAGACCAGGAAGAGCUAGAGGAAAGAAACCCAGUUCUGCAAUUUCUCUGCAACUCAAAAUGUGGGUGGUUAUGAUUCCAAAUUAUUCCAAACUCUACAAGUUUCAAGGAACUCUCUUUGUUUCAAAAUAGCUGCCAGAGAUGGCAUGACCAUAAUAGUGGAUGGUGAAAUCUGACUGUUUUGUUUUGUUUUUAAUUCAAUGCUUACAAAAUAAAUAUCAGACGGUUUCUACAUGCCACAUUCAAA